AUGAUAUCAAUUGGCAAUCAAAAUAAUAAUAAUAAUAAUAACUUUAAUAAUAAAGAAGCAAUAAAUGAAGAAACACUUUAUAAUUCAUUAUGUUUUUUAACAUUUGAAUUAUUAUUAGAUUCAUUAAUAUCAAUCGGAUAUGAAAAUGAUAUUGAUACAAUUGGCAAUUCAAAAACAUCAGUAUUGAAUAGACUAGUUAACGAUGCAAGAGAAUUAGGUAUUGAAGAAUUUAUUCAACGUUUAAAUUUUGAUACGAUUACAGAAACAUGUUCAUUGUUAUCAUUAUCUGGUGUUAAUGGUGAUACCGAUGAUGAAAUUAUAACCAAUUCACGUAAACAAUUAGAAGAAAGAAUGAAAAAGGAUUCAUUAGAUCAAUUCUUUUUUUCAUUAACUCCACAUAUACUUUAUAAAUUUUGUGACUGUUUAAAAAUUAUAUUACCAAAACCAACAACAACAACAUCAACACCAACAUCAACAAAUGAAACUAUUGAAAAAAACACUAAUGGUAAUAAUGAACAAUCAUCAUCAUCAUCAUCAUCAAGUAGUAGUAGUAGUAGUGAAGAAACAGUUACAAAAACAAUAUCAAAUUCAAUACCAUCAAUUAAAGUUGGAGCAGAUGGUACAACAGUAUUAUCGACAUUAACAACCAAAUCAUCUUAUAAAAAGUUUAAAAAGGAUAGAGGAAUUCAAUAUGGUGAUAGUAUAGUUGAAGGAUUAUUCUAUGAGAAUAUCAUUAGGUUAAUAAAAGAGGAGAUAUUAGUUUCAGGUACUGAAAAUUUAUUCUCUUUUCUAAGUAAAGCCAAAUUAUUCUCAAUUUGUGAUUGUUUGAGAAUCACUUUAAAACCAACUGAUAAAAUGUCUGAUAUCAUCACAAAAAUCAUUUCAAAAUUAUUUAAUAUCGAUCAUAAUCCAUCACAAUUAUUACAAAAUCAAACAACAAUUAGUACAACUAAAUCUUCACAACAACAACAAUCAUCAUCAUCAUCAUCAUCAUCAUCACAAUCAUCAUCACAAUCAUCACAAUCAUCACAAUCAUCAUCAUCAUCACAACUACAACAAACACAACAGCAAUCAUUUAGUACACCAAUUAGAAGUAAAAGUAAUCUUCAAUAUCCAAAAACACCAUUAUCUCCUGAUGAUGUUGAUACUUCACAUGUUGUUGAAAAAGUUUUAGAAAGUGAAAAUAUUAUAAUUAGAGAUGAAGAAAAAGAAAAAGAGAAAAUUGAAAAUGAAAAGAUUAAAGAAACUGAAAAAAUUGAAAAAGAAGAAAUAUUAAAUGAUAAUAAUAAAUCAAAUAAAAGAAAAUAUGAUGAUGUUGAUGAGUUUAAUGUUCAAGUUAUUGUUAAUGAAACUGAUGAUUCAGAGAUUGAUUCACCAGCAAAAAGACCAUCAAUAAUUGAUAUUAAAAUGGGUAUUAAAAAACAAGAUUUAGAAUUUUAUCUUGUUAAAGAUUUAAGAAGUUGGUGUCAAAACAAAGGUUUAAAAUAUAAUGAUAAAAAAUCAAUUUUAAUUAAUAGAAUUUUAAAAUAUUUAGAAAAUGAUCAAGCAACAUCUGCAUCUGAAAACGAUGAUUCAAUCAUUGAUUCAACACCAACUAAAAGAUCAAAAAGAUUAAAAAAACAAAAUUCAACAAUUUCAACAACAACCACCUCAACAACUACUAAUUAA
Dictyostelium discoideum AX4 is the source of this 1668-nucleotide messenger RNA. Its product is annotated as SAP DNA-binding domain-containing protein. The transcript has a single exon. The record is from RefSeq and is a predicted model, not a curated record. Lineage: Eukaryota; Evosea; Eumycetozoa; Dictyosteliales; Dictyosteliaceae. Bases 1 to 1668 code for a protein of 555 amino acids.